AUGGCGUUUACAAAGUUCUUUGGUCUUUUAUUUAUUCUGUUGUUUUAUAGUGUUGCUUUCGCUUCAGCGUCGAUCAAUGUCGGCAAAGUGGCUGAUUUUGAGCUUAUAUCCAAAGACAGAAUACACGAUGGGAAAUCCAAACUGGAGGAGUUCACUGCGAACGCCAAAAGCAGCGAUUGCUGGAGGAAAGCCGUUCAAGGCAUCGAGAAACGUUGCAAGAGUCUUGGAGAUAUUGAACAGAGUUAUCUGGCGAUUGAUUUCACAAACUGCCAUAUGUCGAAGUCAGGAAGGAAAAUAUAUUCGUGCUCAAGGGAAACACAGUCGAUUGAGCAAUGUACGGGAUCAAUGGACGACACGACUUAUCUCGCUUACACGACAUUUUUCACUCAUACAACUAACAUCUGUUUCUAUGUUAAAAGCGAAAUAUGGCAACAAAGAACGGAAGAUACAAUCUCCAAACUGUCAAGAACUUCACAAGAUGUCGCAGAGCAGCUGGAGGAAUCUGCUGAAAGACAAUUUCUGGUACUAGAGAAGCAAAAUGUUUCACUGGAAAACCAGAAGGAGAUCAUUUCAAACGAAAUCCAUCUAUCUGAGACACUUCGAAACUCUACGUUAAAUGCUAAGAAAGCUUUUGAGGACAUGAAGCAAAACGCCCUUGAACAAAAGGCUUUGUUUUCUGAAACAUUUGAUGGGUUCUUCAAAAGUGUGGAGAAAGUCAGGAAACUUCAAUCCAUGAUUCUUGGAGAGUUCAUAAGUUUGCAAUCUGUAGCGUUCUACAUUGCUGCAGUAUGUACCUGUUAUUUCCUUACCAGUACCCCGCGUACAGCAGCAGCUAGACUUCCACUGUUUAUUGGGUUGUUUGUUCUUAUGUUCAUUGAACGGCUUAUGACAUCUUGGGGAGUGGCAGACACCCAGUCAACUGACACAGAGGUUAUUCAUGGAAGACUGUGGCUCUGUAGAAAGCUUUCUAUUAUAGUAGCCACCCUUGUGCUUAUGGUAGUGGGAUAUCAAUACCAGGACUACAAUAAAAUCAACUUUGACAUGCUUCGUAAUAUGCAACUCCAGAUUACAGAAAUGAAACGAUGGCAGGAGAAGAUCAAUAGUAUGAAGGCAAUAACAAAUGGAGAAUCACCACCACACCAGUCUUUACCAAGUACAAGCCUUUCACAACAGAGUAUCACUCAUCCCAGAUACUCAAAUCACGGCAGGCCAUGUGACAUACCAGAUGCUUCUAUGGACAACAAUGCACAAAAUCUGGGUGAUGACGAUGAUGAUGAUGAU
Messenger RNA from Orbicella faveolata, 1281 nucleotides. RefSeq lists its product as uncharacterized. Lineage: Eukaryota; Metazoa; Cnidaria; Anthozoa; Scleractinia; Merulinidae. The record is from RefSeq and is a predicted model, not a curated record.